GCCUCGAGCCUGCUCCAGGGCAGCUCUGGGCCCGCUGCAGCCAGCCCGGUCCGCUCCCCCGCCCCCGGCUGGUUCAGCGUGGGGGGCGGGCAGCAGCCCUCCAUCAGCCAGGCCGCCACACGGGGGGUGCACAGCUGCAGCCCGCGGAUCUGCCCCGACCCCAGCCCGCUCCGGGACAGCUGGGGCAUUUCCUGGCUGUCCCGUCAGUGCCAGCCCAGAGUGGUAGAUGAACGCCAAGCUCGGGGGUAUUUACCUGGAUCCCACCUGCUCUUUUCUCACCCAGCAGGGCCUCAAUCCCAAUACUGGAUGGAGCGAGGGGAAGAGGUGCAAGUCCUAGAUCUCAGAAAAGGCGAGGACAGUGAGAGCUGGUUGGGCCCCCAAACAGGUGAGAGGCUGGCAAGCGUGGCUGGGGCAGUGGAUGCUGCACCAGGAAGAGGCGGCACCAGCACUAAUGUGGAGCUGAUGGGGGCCCCUGCUGCGGGGGCAGAGGAAGCUGUGCCAGGAGGCAGUGCCAGGGUGGAGGAGGCUGUACCGGGCGGUAGCGCUAACGCAGAGCUGCCGCCGCACAGAGACCCCACAGUCAAGUGGCCCUUUAAAUGCAGCGAGUGUGGGAAGAGCUUCCGGCAGAGUGCCACGCUGACAAGGCACCAGCUCCUCCAUGCGGGCGAGAGGCCCUAUGUCUGCACCACCUGCAGCAAAGGCUUUUGCGACCGCACGGCGCUGGCCACGCACCAGCGGGCGCACACAGGUGAGCGCCCCUUCCCCUGCCUGGCGUGCGGCAAGGCCUUUGCUGGCAGCUCGGCGCUGCUGGUGCAUCAGCGAGUGCACACCGGGGAGCGUCCCUACCGCUGUGGGGAGUGCGGGCAGAGCUUCCGGCAGAGCGCCCACCUGGCACAGCACCAGCAGGGUGCCCACAUCAGCCAGCGCCCCCACGCCUGCACUCAGUGUGGCAAGAGCUUCGGGCUGCGCUCCACGCUGGCACGGCACUUGCAGACACACAGUGUCGAACGCCCCUACGCCUGCCCUGACUGCCCCCGCCGCUUCCGCCAGCGAGCCCACCUGCUUCGGCACCAGCUGGCCCACACAGGUGAGCGCCCCUUCCCCUGCCCGGUCUGCGGCAAAGCCUUUGCCCUGAGUGCCACAUUGCUGCGCCACCAGCUGGUGCACACAGGCGAGCGCCCCUACCGCUGUGGGGAGUGUGGGCGCAGCUAUACCCAGAGCUCCUACCUGCGCCAGCACCAGCGCAGUGCCCACGCUGGCCAGCGCCCCCACACCUGCCCUGACUGCGGCCGUGCCUUUGCUGACCGUGCCAACCUCCUGCGGCACCAGCGGGGCCACACAGGCACCCGACCCCACACCUGUGCUGAGUGUGGGCGGUGCUUUGCCCAGCUGGCACACCUACGGGAGCACGGGCGCACACACAGUAGGGAGCAGCCAUUCUGCUGCAGCCAGUGUGGCCAAGCCUUUGGGCACCGUUCAGCCCUGGCUGCGCACCAGCGCGCACACAGUGGAGAGCGCCCCUACACCUGUACCCAGUGUGGGUGCCACUUUGCUCAGCUUGCCAGCCUAGUGGAGCACCGCCGGCGGCACACGGGCGAGAAACCUCAUGAGUGCCCCCACUGCGGGUGCCGCUUCCGCCACCGCUCAGCCCUGCUUCGCCACCAGCGCUCCCAUGCUGGGGAGCGCCCCUUCCUCUGUGGGCAGUGCGGUCGUGGUUACACCCGCAGCUCCAACCUCCUGCUGCACCAGCGGGUGCAUGCUGCUGAGUGACAUCCCAGCGUCCAGGACGUCACCGGCAUCUGGUGACUCCUCCACCCCUCAUGCUGGGAUGGUCCUGGCCUGGUCUGACCAGAGUCCACACUGUUGCAUGGCCACUCCCCCGCCCACUGCCCAGGAAUGGGGGUGGCUGGGCCAGGCCUGCGUUGUCCAUCCAGGUACUGAGUGAAUGAAGCUGCUGCCAGCAGUCAUGGUUUCUCCAGCCCCAGGUAGCAAACCUAGGGGCAGAGCUUCCUGCAGAGUGGGGCCCUGCUCAGGGGUCGGGCUCGGAAUGGGGGCUGUGCCCAGGCAGUGCCAGACUCCAUUUUCUCCCCUUUUGCUGGCUGGUGCUGCCCGGGCUGCCACUCCAACACCCUGGGCCCUGCAUGUGGCUCAACCAAGCCCAAACCUGCCCUGCUAGGCGGGUGGGGGCGCAGCUUCUAAUGAAUUUCUAAAAUGUUUUGUUACAAAGUGAAAAUAAACCUGUCAAAUUCCCAGGA
Molecule: messenger RNA, 2255 nt
Organism: Gopherus evgoodei (Goodes thornscrub tortoise)
Lineage: Eukaryota; Metazoa; Chordata; Testudines; Testudinidae
Product: zinc finger protein 883-like
Exons: 3
Coding region: 307-1770 (487 amino acids)
Biological process (GO): regulation of DNA-templated transcription
Molecular function (GO): DNA-binding transcription factor activity, RNA polymerase II-specific; RNA polymerase II cis-regulatory region sequence-specific DNA binding
Source: RefSeq, a predicted model, not a curated record